Molecule: messenger RNA, 498 nt
Organism: Galeopterus variegatus (Sunda flying lemur)
Lineage: Eukaryota; Metazoa; Chordata; Mammalia; Dermoptera; Cynocephalidae
Product: histone deacetylase 9-like
Exons: 5
Coding region: 1-498 (165 amino acids)
Biological process (GO): chromatin organization
Cellular component (GO): histone deacetylase complex
Molecular function (GO): histone deacetylase activity
Source: RefSeq, a predicted model, not a curated record
AUGAAGAGGACUGUUGUGAUGCCUGUGGCCAAAGAGUUUGAUCCAGACAUGGUCCUAGUUUCCGCGGGAUUUGAUGCAUUAGAAGGCCACACCCCUCCUCUGGGAGGGUACAAAGUGACAGCAAAAUGCUUUGGUCAUUUGACGAAGCAAUUGACGACAUUGGCUGAUGGACACGUGGUGUUGGCUCUAGAAGGAGGACAUGAUCUCACAGCCAUCUGUGAUGCAUCAGAAGCCUGUGUAAAUGCCCUUCUAGGAAAUGAGCUGGAGCCGCUUGCAGAAGAUAUUCUCCACCAAACCCCGAAUAUGAAUGCCGUUAUUUCUUUACAGAAGAUCAUUGAAAUUCAAAGCAAGUACUGGAAGUCGGUAAGGAUUGUGGCUGUGCCAAGGGGCUGUGCUCUGGCUGGCACUCAGUUGCAAGAGGAGACAGAGACUGUUUCUGCCUUGGCCUCCCUGACGGUGGAUGUGGAACAGCCCAUUGCUCAGGAAGACAGCAGGUAA